Trichophyton verrucosum HKI 0517 is the source of this 429-nucleotide messenger RNA. RefSeq lists its product as uncharacterized. The transcript is spliced from 2 exons. The coding region runs from base 1 to 429 and encodes 142 amino acids. The record is from RefSeq and is a predicted model, not a curated record. NCBI's taxonomy places the organism in Eukaryota, Fungi, Ascomycota, Eurotiomycetes, Onygenales, Arthrodermataceae.
AUGCCACUAGCUCCCCCGCAAAGAGAUGUGAGGGAAGAUCGACAGUUAUAUCCGCCGGGGGUUGAAGAAGGGAGACGCAGCAAGAAGCAGCAGAGAGGAAGAGAGAGUCCUGGUCUCUCCCUCGUUGCUUUUUGGGCUUCCCGCGGUGCACUGCAUGUCUUGACCCUCCUUAGCCUUCUUUUUUUUUUUGCUAGCUACGGGAACAGCACUCGAGCCACUCUCUUGUCUGUGGGCAGCUGGCGGCAGUGCGGUUCGAUAUCGAUGUCGACGAACUAUGAGGCCAUCGUGGAUCCCUGGCCGGAGUUCAUGGAGUUCAAUUGGACUGUUGCAGGAGCACAACAAGAAGAAAAAGAAGAGGAGGACGAAGAAGAGGUCGAGGGCCCCAGACGGCCGAUUCCGAUCGAUCUGCCACGGAGAUGCGUAUUAUAG